CAAAAACAGCCCCCACCAGACCAAGGGGAAGGGGGCCGCGAUCUUUACGGGACACCCUCAAAGCCUGGGAGGGGGCCUUCGGGGUGGGGUGUGUUGACCCCAGACUGUUCUGCUGCUUGGAUCCCCUUUUAGCUCUCUGGGUCCAUGGUCGAAAAAGAUAACCCAGCCCAGCAAGGCUUGGGUUCCAAACCCAAGGUUUCCCGUCCGGACGUCAACCCGACUUUCUGCCGCCAUGAAGUUCCACAGGAAAAAAGACAUCAAGGACCAGAUCCGGGAACUGCGGGCCAUCAUCCGCCUCCAAGAACAAGCCAGGCUGCUUUUUGCCGACGGCAUCAAGGAGAUGGUCACCAAGAACAGGGAGCAGAUCCGGUUUAUGCGGGGGGCCCUGCGGGAAGAGGUGCAUGAGCUGGACCUUUCGCUGAAGUAUGACCACGUCACCAUCAACAGGGCCUGCCGGGAGAGGAGAUACCUCAGAACCACUAUGUCCGAGUACUCCAUGGAGCAAGCUCGGGAGCUGCUCAGCAGCUACGUCUUUGACCGGAUGAACGCCCACAACGUCCUGCUGUACGAAGUGAAGCGGCGGGGGAAACGCCUGGAAGAUCUCCAGCUGAGGCUGCAGCAGCUGAUCGAUCUGGAAACAGCGGAUCCCCGGGUUCAAGCCCAGCUGCAGAUCAUCCGUCAGCUGGAGAACGACAUUGAGAAGAUGCACGUGAAGAUCAGGACGGCUGAAAAAAAUAGGUCCCUGUACCUGAGGAUGAUGGACGUGCUGAGAGACGAAUUGGCUCAUCUCCCUUUCGCCCUGGACGACCUGGAGCGCCGGGUGGCCGUCUACCAGGUGGAGCUGAAGGGGAUGAAUCUCAUGACCGUGGAUAUGGUGGAAGCGAUGGAGGCCGCCAAGGGAGACAUGGUGGCCACCGAACGGGACUUAAUUGUAGAGAAGAGAAACAGGGAAAAUAUGCUGAGCAGCCAGAAGAAGCAGAUAGAACGGAUCCGGACGAAGGACACCAGCGAGAAAUACCGGAAGAUGCAAGCUCGUCGAGACAUGAACCUGGACUUCCCCACCCUGAUGGGCCACGAAGGAGCAAGAGGGACAAAACUGGAGCGCUCGAAAGCUCAGAUCGAGUAUCAGGGCUUAGUGACUUCCGAGGUGGAGAAGGUCAAAUCUGCCGUCCAGUGCUCCCACCUCUGGGACAUCGCCGGGAGGUUCAUGGCGCAGAAGAAAUCCGAGGAGAACCUCCAGCAGCAAAUUGCGGAGUCGGAGAAGAAGCGCCGAGCGCUGAAGGACCAGCUGAAGGAGCUGGAGCUGGUGAGAGCCGAGCUGAAAUUCCACCAGACCCCCAGUUUCCUGAGUUUGAGGAAACUGAGGGAGGAUUUGCAGAGAAACCUGGCCGAGGAGGAGGAGAGGCUCCAGCGCGUCCAGUCUCAGGCGUCCAAGAACCAGGAGCUGCUCCUCCGUUUCGAGAACGGGGUGGACAACCUCAUGUUGAGGCUGUGCGGCAUCCAGGUGCCCGGCCAGGAGGAGGACUUUGAAGAGGGCAGGGAUGUGUUUGAGAAUCUGCAGUUCUGCGAAGCCAAGCUCCUGCACCUGGUUCAAAAGAUGUCCAACCUGCCCUCCUACGACUUCAGCCAAGAAGAGACCAACGAGGAUUUUGUACAUGUGAGGAAUUUCCUAGAAGCAAGUACGAGAAACGAACGGGAGAACCUUAGGAUUGCUUUCGAGGACGAUGAAGAGGAUGUGAGAGAGGCCUUCAAUUUCGCCGACAUCGACCACAGCUACGUGCCCAACCGGGAGGAGAUUAUGAAGCAGGGGGUGAAGCUGAUCGAGGACAAGACCAAAGUCUCCAAGAAGAAGCAAAGGGGGUCCAAGAAAUGAGGCCUCCUGUUGUCAUGUGUUCUUUCUUUUUUAAUCGUGCCAAAACAAACCUCCCCCAAAUGCAAAUAUUUUUAAUAUAAAUGAAUAAAAAUAGGUGGGCGGCUCUGUUCCAUUUCUUUCAGUUCACCAUCUGUGGCUCCCUGAGCGAUUAGCUGUACCCGAAACACCCGCCUACCAUUGUCUUAAUAUGGAGAGAGAGAUUUUUAAGAUUGUGCUCCCAGCCCACUUUAUUUUCAUGCUAAGCUCCACGGCUGGUUCAGCAAGGAGAGGAAGCUGGCAAAAGGAAGGAAUAAAAAAAGCCACACAAGCUUGCGGAAAGAGGCAUUUAUUUAGCAAUCUUACUAAAAACUGAGUGGACAGAAAGCUGAAGUGCAAUGUCUUGCAACAUCUGUGUGUAAACCAUGAGCAGGAGAUGCCAUUGACCAUGUGCAGAGUGCUUUUCUCACUGUGUUGCAGACUUGCACCCCACACACUGGGCUUUGGGACCUGGGAAGCUUCUGAAAACGAGGGACACCAGGCACCCAAGUGGGCGCCUGGAGAAGUUUUCUUUCAGUCUCAAAAUACAUCCACGGUCAUGUCAAAAGGCAAGCGUUUGGCAAACGCGAGAACGAGCGUGUGCGCCUUGUUUGUCCCACGCGGACCACCGUAGGCAGCGGGCUUUUCUUUGCGUCCCUGGUUGCCUAGAAACGAAACCAAGAUGGCGGCGCAGGGGAAUCCUCCUUCUUCCACGUGUCCUUAACGGCUUGCCGUAGGCCACUCUUCUGUUGUAGACGUACAUUUAUGAAGGCAAUAAUAAGCAUGAUAUUACUGUUUUUAAGACUACGAAUAAUGUUCCUAUUACCACAGCCCUUUCUCCUCCUCUCGUUCUCGGAUUUGGUCGCCCAUGAA
This is a messenger RNA of Pogona vitticeps (central bearded dragon), 2761 nucleotides long. The record is from RefSeq and is a predicted model, not a curated record. Lineage: Eukaryota; Metazoa; Chordata; Lepidosauria; Squamata; Agamidae.